UUUGAGCCCAACUUAGGUCCCUGUGUCCACGGUGAAGAAAAAGUAGUUGGAAUCUUCCCAGGCUAAAUGGAAUAAAAUAGUAGAUUUAUCCUUGUAGAUGAUACAACCCAAUUCCCAUUCCCUCGAGAACAUCUGGAGUGAGUCGUAUUGGAUACAGCCAGCAAGUCUUCCUUCAACAUUUUGAGAGCAGAUCGCAGAUCAGGUUGUGAAGGUGAAAAUGAGUUCUUCAGUAAGAAGAAAAGGCAAGCCAGGCAAAGGAGGUGGAAAAGGGUCUUCUAGAGGAGGAAGAGGCGGCAGAAGUCACACUAGUAAAUCUCAUGGGGGUGGCAGCAGUGGCGGUGGCAGUGCUGGCAAUAGAAAGGCCUCAAGUAGAAUUUGGGAUGAAGGUGAUGACUUUUGUAUCUUCACUGAAUCAAGGCGCUCAUCCAGACCUAGCAACAGUAGCACAAGAAAAGGAGAGGCACGCCCCAAAUGGAAGCCUGAAGCCAAAGUGCCACUUCAGACCCUGCAUAUGACUUCUGAGAAUCAAGAGAAAGUGAAAGCUCUUCUCCGGGACUUGCAGGAACAAGAUGCAGAUGCUGGAUCUGAAAGAAGCAUUUCUGGGGAGGAGGAAGAUGAUGAGCCUGAUUGUGAUGAUGAACAGUACUGGUCUGCUGGACGAGAAGCUUCCCUUGUUCCAGACUGUGAGCCAUUGGAAUAUGCUGGCUCAGGCCCAGUGGAGCCUCAUAAUCCAGAAUUUACAGUCUCAACAUUUGCAGUGCAGAAACUUUCCAGGUAUGGUUUCAACACUGAACGCUGUCAGGCAGCCCUGAGGAUUUGUGAUGGAGAUGUGGGGGCAUCACUAGAACAUCUGCUCACACAAUGUUUUUCAGAGACAUUUGGGGAGAAAAUGAAGAUCUCUGAGGCAGUUGCCCAUGUAAGCGUGGAAGAGUGUGUAGAACAGCGGCAGGAAGAGGCAUUUGCUCUCAAGUCAAUCUGUGGAGAAAAAUUUAUAGAAAGAAUUCAGAACCGAGUCUGGACCAUUGGAUUAGAACUGGAGUAUUUGACGAGUAAAUUCUGCAAAUCCAAGCAAAAGGAAAGUACCAAAAAUAUACAGGAGACUACUCUUGAAAUCUGUAAAUUUUACCUCAAAGGAAAUUGUAAAUUUGGAUCAAGAUGCAAAUUCAAACAUGAAGUGCCCCCAAAUCAAAUUGUCGGAAGAGCAGAAAGAAUUGUAGAUGAUUCUCAUCUUAAUGCUCAUGAAGAUGCCUCUUUUUUAUAUGAACUUGAAAUCCGAUUUUCUAAAGACCACAAAUACCCUUACCAAGCUCCCCUUGUGGCAUUUUAUUCUACCAAUGAGAAUCUACCUCUGGCUUGUCGUUUACAUAUUUCUGAGUUCCUUUACGGCAAGGCCUUGACAUUUGCAGAAACUUCAGAACCUGUUGUAUAUUCUUUGAUAACCCUUUUAGAGGAAGAAUCAGAAAUAGUCAAUUUACUAACAAAUACCCAUCACAAGUACAGUGUCCCUCCUGUGAACUUUAUGCCAGUAUCCUCUGGAACCAGAAUAAACAAUCCUAUCUGUCGUAAACCAGUGAUUCCAAAUAAUUCUUUUACAUCAAGUCAAAUUGCUGAAGUUGAAAAAGAAUCAGAACCUGAGGAGGAGACAGAUGAGGAUGAAGGUCCUGCACCAGUUAUAGUGGAGAAUGAAAGCUAUGUGAACCUUAAGAAAAAGAUUUCCAAAAGAUAUGACUGGCAGGCAAAAUCAGUAUAUGCUGAAAAUGCUAAAAUCUGCAAGCAGUUCCGAAUAAAACAGGCUUCCAGACAGUUCCAGUCAAUUCUGCAAGAAAGACAAUCACUCCCUGCGUGGGAAGAAAGAGAAACCAUUCUUAAAUUGUUGAGUGAGCACCAAGUGCUUGUUAUAAGUGGUAUGACUGGAUGUGGGAAAACCACACAGAUUCCUCAGUUUAUUCUGGAUGAUUCUCUGAGCGGACCACCUGAGAAGGUGGCUAACAUCAUCUGUACCCAGCCCCGACGAAUCUCAGCAAUAUCUGUUGCUGAACGUGUUGCUAAAGAAAGGACAGAAAGAGUGGGUCUGACUGUGGGGUACCAGAUCCGGCUGGAAAGUGUCAAGUCCUCAGCCACCAGACUGUUGUACUGCACCACAGGCGUGCUGCUGCGAAGGCUGGAAGGAGAUACAUCUCUCCAAGGAGUCACCCAUAUCAUUGUUGAUGAAGUUCAUGAGAGGACAGAAGAAAGUGACUUCUUGCUACUAGUUUUGAAGGACAUUGUGUUGCAGAGACCAAAUCUUCAAGUUAUUCUAAUGAGCGCAACUUUAAAUGCUGAACUCUUUUCAGAAUAUUUCAGUUCCUGCCCAGUUAUUACUAUACCAGGUCGUACAUUUCCUGUUGAUCAAUUUUUUCUGGAAGAUGCAAUUGCUGUGACAAGGUAUGUGUUACAAGACGGAAGCCCAUAUAUGCGCUCCAUGAAGCAGAUGACAAAGGAGAAGCUAAAAGCAAGGCGCAGCAGAACCGCAUUUGAAGAAGUAGAAGAAGACCUGAGGCUCUCUCUUCACCUCCAGCACCAGGACUCUGUCAAAGAUGCAGUGCCAGAUCAACAGUUAGAUUUUAAGCAGCUCCUGGCCCGCUAUAAAGGAGUUAGCAAAUCAGUCAUCAAAACAAUGUCCAUCAUGGAUUUUGAAAAGGUUAAUCUCGAAUUAAUAGAGGCCUUGUUAGAGUGGAUUGUAGAUGGAAAGCACUCCUACCCUCCAGGUGCUAUACUCGUAUUUUUACCGGGACUAGCAGAAAUCAAAAUGCUAUAUGAACAGCUACAAUCUAAUUCUCUUUUCAACAACAGACGCAGUCAUCGAUGUGUGGUUCACCCACUUCAUUCAUCUUUAUCCAGUGAAGAGCAGCAGGCUGUGUUUGUAAAACCCCCUGUGGGUGUUACUAAGAUUAUAAUUUCCACCAACAUUGCUGAGACAUCCAUAACCAUCGACGAUGUUGUCUAUGUCAUCGAUUCUGGGAAAAUGAAAGAAAAGAGAUAUGAUGCCAGCAAAGGGAUGGAGAGCCUAGAGGAUACUUUUGUCUCUCAAGCCAAUGCUCUGCAAAGAAAAGGUCGAGCAGGCCGUGUUGCCUCUGGGGUCUGCUUCCACUUAUUCACCAGUCAUCACUUCAAUCACCAGCUUUUAAAGCAGCAGCUACCAGAAAUACAAAGAGUGCCAUUAGAACAGCUGUGUCUGAGAAUUAAAAUUUUAGAGAUGUUUAGCACUCACAAUCUCCAGUCUGUGUUUUCUCGGCUCAUUGAGCCGCCGCACACUGACUCUCUCCGCGCCUCAAAAAUACGAUUACGAGACUUAGGAGCAUUAACUCCAGAUGAAAAGCUGACCCCCCUAGGGUAUCACUUGGCCUCUCUGCCCGUGGAUGUGAGAAUCGGCAAACUGAUGCUGUUUGGGUCUAUCUUCCGCUGUCUGGAUCCUGCCCUCACCAUUGCUGCCAGUUUGGCUUUUAAGUCUCCUUUUGUGUCUCCCUGGGAUAAAAAAGAGGAAGCUAACCAGAAAAAGCUAGAAUUUGCAUUUGCAAACAGUGACUAUCUGGCCCUUCUACGAGCAUAUAAGGGGUGGCAGCUAAGUAUGAAAGAAGGAAUGCGUGCAAGUUACAAUUACUGCAGACAAAACUUCUUGUCUGGAAGAGUUCUUCAGGAGAUGGCCAGCCUCAAACGACAAUUCACUGAACUGUUAUCAGAUAUAGGCUUUGUAAAGGAAGGACUCAGAGCAAGGGAAAUCGAGAAGAGGGCCCAAGGAGGAGAUGGUAUCUUGGACGCCACAGGAGAAGAGGCAAACUCAAAUGCUGAGAAUCCCAAGCUGAUAUCAGCAAUGCUGUGUGCUGCUCUUUAUCCAAAUGUGGUGCAGGUGAAAAGCCCAGAAGGGAAAUUUCAGAAGACCAGUACUGGAGCAGUCAGAAUGCAACCAAAAUCAGAUGAGUUGAAGUUUGUCACCAAGAAUGAUGGAUAUGUGCACAUUCACCCUUCCUCAGUGAACUACCAGGUCAGACACUUUGACAGCCCCUACCUGGUGUACCAUGAAAAGAUCAAAACCAGUCGGGUGUUCAUCCGAGACUGCAGUAUGGUGUCCGUGUACCCGCUGGUCUUGUUUGGAGGAGGCCAAGUGAGUGUGCAGCUUCAGAGAGGGGAGUUUGUUGUGUCCUUGGAUGAUGGUUGGAUCCGUUUUGCAGCUGCUUCCCAUCAGGUGGCUGAAUUAGUAAAGGAACUGCGUUGCGAACUUGACCAGCUCCUCCAGGAUAAGAUUAAAAACCCAAGCAUAGAUCUGUGUACAUGUCCGCGAGGAUCUCGGAUCAUCAGCACAAUUGUGAAACUUGUCACCACACAAUAAAGACCAGUCUUAGGAGAGUGCUUGCUACUCCCCUGCUUCUUGCUUACUUGGGAAAUAACAGCAGCACCUCUACCUCCAACCAAGCUCUGUGCUGGGGCUGCCCUGGAGGGGCCCAGGCACUGCCCACUAAGCUGAGACACCACGUUCCCUUAGAGGAGUUUCCCAGACAGUGUUGUUAACAGCUCAGGGGCACUCCCAGCACAAUUUGGAGUGUCAGUGUGAGGCAGUCUCAAAACCAGCUUGCUGUCUUUUUCUCUGUGACUAUUCUGGGAUAAAUGAAAUUCCUCUCCUAAUACAAAAGUGAAUGUUUAAUACAAUUCUGUUUUAAUGUACGUAUUUGUUUUCUCUUGCUUUUUCCUGGGGCAAGAUAGGAGCAUGGGGAGAAAUACUGAAUGUUUUAUCUAUCAUAAAGGCUCAUCUGAAAGAAGUUAGAACAGAGGACAAAAAAAAAUCAUGUGAACAAGAAAAAUUGAGAUUUCAUUUUAAGGCUAUGGGCUACAAAGUAAACUUAAACCUAAUUUCUGAGGGAUUUUUAUUUUUACUCAUUAAAAGUCGGCCUAAAAAAAACAACCUUGAAGAGCUCUUGUUAUUAAAUGCAAGCUGGUUUUAAUACUUACCAUUCUUGUUCAGAAAAGCAGAACAAUCCAGGUGUCUUUGUUCUGUUUUCAGUUUUCCAAUUAGGAAUCUUUGCUCUCUCUUAGGAACAUGCUCAGAUCUAACGGCCACAUUUCACGAUACCCAAAGGGGAAUUUUGAUGGUAUUCUCAGCCAACUUGGCAUAGUCGAAGUAGAAAAGGUUGCCACACUAGUGUCAGAUUUACAGCCAUAAAAAUAUCUUCCAUGAGACUGCUUAUUUUCAGCUGCCACUUAGGUGAAUGGGGAGCUAGCAUUUUGGAAAACUAUUAAUACAUUUACAUUUUCUCUGGACAUUUAUCAGUGUGGCUGGAAGAAUCCCGAAGAGCUGAAUAGAAAAAAUAUUCUUGUGUUUGGCGCCCAGGUAGAGUCACUACAGAUUUCAUAUUAUGGAUAGAAUCCAAAUUAGUCAGCAAACCCAAUUCAGUGAAGGCUGUUCCCUUUUCAACAUAUUACUUCAAAUGGUUAAGUUUUCAGAAAACCUCUCAGACUGUCCCAAAUGGCUAGUGUCAAGUGUGUUGAAGCUUUGGCAUGCUUGAAAUGUUUAGACUCUAAGUAGUAUUUUUAAAAGGCAUUAACUCAUGUCCUCACUUUAAGUAAAAAAACACGGAUAUGCAUAGCACCCGCAGUAUUCAAGUUCUAACUUGCUAUUGAAACAAGGCUCAUGUUACAGAACCGCUCAGGAGAAAUGAAGGAGAAAACCGCACUAACCCUCUAAAACAUUUCUUAAACCAGUUUUGACUCUUGGUGCUAUAGUGGAGCUCGUGCUGGCUGCCCUAGCUGGAGCCAUCUGCCCAAGUGGACCUGCAGCUUCAACACAAGUUUGCAGCAAAGCGUACAGCGGGGCGAUAAACAACAGAACUUUCCAUUAAAAGUGCUUCGAAAUCGUUCCCCUCGAGGAAGUUAUUCUUGGGCUGGUUACUUGCAGCCACAUACAAAUGCACAAGUCAUUUCACAGAUGUGCCAGAAAGAUUGGAAAAGAUUGGGAAGCCUUGAUUGAAGACACUGAAUAAGAAAAUCCUCCCCCACCCCCAAAACUGAACUUCGUAAGCCCCCUCAUUAAAAUUAUGAAAUAAGUGAAACGGGAUUACUUCUUCGCAAUUGAAGAUCAGAAUGCAGUAUAGCAUUUCAAGGUGAAACCGGAUGUCUAAACCCCAGAAAGAUGGUAAGCACUUCAUGUUAAUUGUAUGAAGAAUUCUGUAAAUGUUUCUUACCUAUUUGUUUUACCUUUACUGGAAUCUAGCUAGGAAACAAUAUUGGUAAAGUACUUGCUACAAAAUUA
This is a messenger RNA of Canis lupus familiaris (dog), 6280 nucleotides long. RefSeq names its product DExH-box helicase 57 (gene DHX57). Gene Ontology annotation, molecular function: RNA binding; protein binding; ATP binding. The record is from RefSeq and is a predicted model, not a curated record. Gene Ontology annotation, cellular component: intracellular anatomical structure. The transcript is spliced from 24 exons. The coding region runs from base 218 to 4366 and encodes 1382 amino acids. NCBI's taxonomy places the organism in Eukaryota, Metazoa, Chordata, Mammalia, Carnivora, Canidae.